This is a messenger RNA of Argiope bruennichi, 543 nucleotides long. RefSeq lists its product as uncharacterized. The record is from RefSeq and is a predicted model, not a curated record. The coding region runs from base 1 to 543 and encodes 180 amino acids. NCBI's taxonomy places the organism in Eukaryota, Metazoa, Arthropoda, Arachnida, Araneae, Araneidae. The transcript has 2 exons.
AUGUUCCAAAUCCGUGCCAGUUCUGAGUCGGCUGUUAGUCGCCCGCCGAAACGGUCGGUCCGCGCGAGGAGCACGGUCCGCCGCGCAGCUGAGGCAUUCCACGGGAAGGCCCCGACGCUGGUCCGGGCCGAACCGAACCGAGUCGCCCCGGUCAGUCUCGCCCAGUCCCGGUGCAGUGCCACACCCGCUUCGGACCCCAGCCCGACGGGCCCAGUCCUCAGAGCCAAUCCUUGUCCCGAAGUUACGGAUCGAACUUGCCGACUUCCCUUACCUACAUUGUUCUAUCGACUAGAGGCUGUUCACCUUGGAGACCUGCUGCGGAUAUGGGUACGGACCGGCACGAAAAUCACACUCUCUCCCUCGGAUUUGCAAGGGCCGACAGAGGCGCACCGGACACCGCAAGAGCCGCGGUGCUUUUACGGGAACAGCGUCCCUAUCUCCGGACGAGCCGAUUCCAGGGACACGAACCCUUACAAAGAAAAGACAACUCUUCCCCGGGUCCUCCGUCGACGUCUCCGAGUUCGGUUGCGUUACCGCACUUGA